This is a messenger RNA of Cinara cedri, 35791 nucleotides long. NCBI's taxonomy places the organism in Eukaryota, Metazoa, Arthropoda, Insecta, Hemiptera, Aphididae. The record is from the annotation of a GenBank genome assembly.
GUUUCAUACCGAUACCGCCGCCGUCGCUACCGCUGCAGGGUCAGAACACUCAGAACAAUCGCAUCCCAUCGGCGCGCGCGCGUGUCUGUCCGCGUCCGUAGAUAGUCGUCGUUCGUGUUCCGUCUGUCACACGCGCCCGCACCACGUACUCGCGCACACGUAUAAAAACGCACACGGGCGCGCGCGCACCACCGCACCACCGCGUACACACACGCUUCGCGCUUUAAUACCGUUACCGUAGUGCGCCGGCAGAACAGUGUUUUGUUUUGUUUCGUUUUUUUUCAUUUUUUUUUUUUAUUUGUUUCUUUAUUUUUCGCGGUACAAACCAUACUAUUUCGCGACACUUGCGGCACGCAUUUAUCGUCAUCAUCGUAUUGGAUUUUUUGGCAAACACCGUCCGAGGAAAACGUCGUUUCCGGUGAGUAGAAAGAAACAGAAAAAAAAAAAACACAACUACCUCUACUGCAAUAAAUUCUCUUCUCGCCGAAGAAACGAUUAUUAUUACAAUUACGUUGUCGCGAUAUUUUUACGCUCGCAGGGAGCCACUACCCGCCGGCGCCGCCCGUCCCGCGAUUUAUUUCACGCGCGAAAUAUCCACGCCCGCGAAUUUUUUGGCAUUUUAUUCUAUUAGGGAUUAUUGUUACCCCACCUACCCGCCCGCCCGCCCGCGCGCUCUCCAAUCGGUUGGCGGGAAGGGCUGCUGCAGCAGCGGGCAGGUACCUACAACACUCAACACACGCGUUCCGAUGCAACGGUUAUUUUUACGACCGAGGUAAUUUUUUUUCCCCCUCUCCGCCGCAUAAUAUUUUAAUUCUUUGGUAAUUCUCACGGCUUAAGUCAAUUUUUGGCAUUUUGUUUGUGUUUUAUUUUCCACCGUAAUUUUCUGCCUCUAUAUUUUUCGGUCUGUAUGACACGAGUCAUACUGUACACUUAUAAUUCGCAUGCAUAUACCUAAUCUAACAACGUGUUAUUAUUACUGACAACCCGGAAUGUCACAAGUCGCUGCGAUUGUUUUGGGUGAAAAACGCAUAAGUAGAACGCUAUAAUAUUUAAGUCACGCCGAUUAUUAGCAAUGUUACGCCAUUGUGUCGUUUAGUCAUUUUUGAAAAUUUAAUUUGCUUUCAUUGAGAACUAUAAAAAAUCUACUCGAUCCCUUCUUCCCCGGAACCGAAAAUAUAGCGCAUUCCUUGUUCGUUUGAUUAUUUUGUACACUUGCGCUUAAAAACAUUAUAAGGAAUCUACUUGACCUCCACAAUUAAACAGGCACUUAAUGUAAUAACAGUCUGAGACGAAUCCAGGGGGAGGGGGGCUAGGAGCCCAGCGCCCCUCCCUCAGACAUAUUAUUUCUAAGGUUUUUUUUUUUUUUUUUUUAUAAUUCUAUAGAUCCCGAUAUUACUAUACUCCAAUCGCUGGUGUGUACGAUAAAACAAUAUAUUAUAUUGUAUUUGUGUUGGAAAAAAAUAGUUGCCCCCACCCCCACCCCCAUAGAUCGUCGCUCUGGAUCCAUGCCCGGAUUGACGUUUGAGAAUUUAUCGCCGAAAAUCUACAAAAUACGUCUGUACACGAUUUUAUAAAACAUCGUUGACGAAAAAAAAAAAACAAAAAAAUCAAAUACGUAUUACGUGUAUGAUGCGCACAUUUCGCAUAGUCGAGUACGCUCAUUUAGCGUCCGCCGUGCACCUGUGCGCCGAUACAAUUAUUGCCGUUAGCACAUUCGAGUAACUUGUACUUUCUUGCGUUACACAACGCGUCGCGUUUGUUGGGACAGAUUUAUUAUUAGAAUAUAUUAAAUUAUAACGAACGGAUUAUUAUUCGUCGGCCAACAACAAUAGUUGGCACUUUUAACCGCGUCACGGUCAAGGUGUCAAUCUUUGGAAAAGUUACAAUCUAUAAUACGAAUUAUCUCUCGUCUUCCGGCUUCGCGAAUUUCAGGAAUAUAAUUGUAAAUAUAUGUACGCGCGCAGUUAAUAUAACGACGGUUUAUCGCCGGCGCACAAAUACAUUUCGCCAAAUUCAGUACAAAAAUUGUAGCCCCGGCGAAAAUGAAUCGAUUAACGAACAUUUUUACGGUGAACCGUAACGAGUUUUCGACGGCGGAAAAUCGUUUAAAGUCUCGGCGUUACGUCCGUUGAAUAGCGAAAAGCGAACGCGCGCAGUCUCGUGUGGCGGGGUUUUUUUUUUUUUAUUCGCCUUGCAAAAACGACAAUUAUUAUUUGUGGAGGGCUUCGGUUCGGCUCGGUGUACUAUUGUCGUUCACGGCUUUCAACGAUUUAUUGGUACGCGGUAAAAUAUUAAUAUGCCCACGGCGGCGGUGGCGACGAGACGAACAGUGCGGAGGGAUGACGCCGAAAUUAAAUAUUAUAUAUUCAGUGCGGUCGCGAGAACGUUAAAUAUGCCAUUUGAUUAUACGAAAUUAAUGUUGUGCAGCAUUAGCUGCAGCGCGCGGUAUCGAACGGAAGCGAAAUUUGAAAAAAAAAAUAAAAAAAACCUGUUUCCCCCCCCCCCUGUCGACCGGACAUGCCCGGAAAUAAACAAGAAAAAAUAAAAAAUAUUAUCGAUUUUCGCGUUUUCAAGACGAACUCCCCGUGUCGCACAGCACUCGGUCGAUUGAAUUUCCCCUUUCGAAGCUUUGCACGCACGCUCUACCGCCCUGAAAAACUGUAACUAAUAAGAACGAAACCGCGAAUUGUUCAGCGAGAUCGGUCGAGUCUACGGGACACGGCCUACAACGUUGGUUUGGUUGACGUUCGCGACGUGUGUAAAAAAAACGUCCGUCCUCUUUAUAUUAUUGCGUAGAAUACAGACGUGUCGGUACUCGAAUGACGGUCGUAAAUUUAAUAAUUUUAUUACGAUACGGAGGUGUUUUUUGUUAUUGUUAUUAAAAUCGUUUAUGUGUGCGUGUGUCUAAAUAAAUUUUCGACCAGAUAUCUCGUCCCGAAUUUUGAAAAGUGAUAUUUUCUCCGAAUGAAAAUUUUGCCUGGUUGGUUUGUGAGUAAGCAAUUUUCUUUUCGUCGUGAUUGGGGAAACCCGGAAAAGGUUAUGGCGUACGGCUUCAUUGUUUUCAAUUUCGGUAAAAUGUCCAAAACGCUCUGGCGUUUUUAUUGAUCUAUUCGUAAGCAUAAGAGAUUUUCGGGUUUUUCAAUUUUUUAUUCGGUUUAAUGUUGAUGGGAUUGUUUGGCCACACACAGAAAUACUUGAAAAUUUAACACGGCGUUCGUUAUAAAAUUAUCCGGUAAAACGAAAAACAAUUAAUCGUGUUAUUCGAAAAUGUCUUAUUUAUAAUACUAUGCUAUUGUAUUUCCGCAAUAACCGCGACCUCAGCCUUGUUUCGUGUGUAUGUAAAACUCGUUUAACGAAUAAGUAUCGAAAUUCCAUAAUAAUUUUAUUAAGAUAUUUUACCGCCGCCGUUAUAAUUAAUUAUUAGUUUGCGGCCAUCAUUAUGGUACCCGCAUUCGAGUUAUUCGCUCGCGGCGAUAUUUAUCUAACAAUAUUAUUACUUAUAAUUUGUAACUAUUUGAAUUUAUUACGGGGUGAAUUUGUACGAUUAUUACCACUAUGAUGUUUACACGGGUGUAGUGUAAAUUAUCAUAAUUUCAAUACAGAAUAUUGGAAAUUCUAAUUUAGAAUGAUAUAUCGACAGCAUAAAAAAACAAAAGUCACGAUAACUUUUUCGUCCAAUCAAAUUCGUCCGUGUCAACACGAAACAGUAAAAUAAUAACAAUAAACCGCUCAUCAAAAUCUGAAACUCCUUUUGAAACUAUUUUUCCAAAGGGUACCUGAUCUUUCACUUAAUAAGGCGUCAGCAGAUCAGCAUUUUUUAUUUAUUAUUUUUAUUUUUUUUGCAAAGAUUUGUCUUUUUUCUAGUAUUAGAAAACUCACGAAUUAGGAGAUUUCCUGUGCUUUUCUCGGUUAUUAUUGUAAAAUAUGCAUUGUUAUCAGUAACGCAACUAGGAUAUUUUCUAGAAGAGUGUAAUUCAUUUUCGGAUACGCCAAUAAAGUGUUCGACUGAAAAAACGUUUACGUAUCAUAGAUACAAACCAAAUAUAAUUUGGGUAACUUUCAAAUGUUGAGGUCAAAUUAUUUUUGUAUAAAAAAGCUUAAAAAAAUAUUUCCUCAUGUUUAAAUGGUUUUUGGAUUCAAUACUGGAAAUUAUAAUAAUUAUCAUCAGUAGCGCACGCAAGAUUUUUUUCAGGAGGGCAUUUUAUUUAUAUAAUUUUCCAGAGAGGGAUAGCACAUAUUAUUAGUAUAGUACUGUCAUUAUUAUUACUGAAUAAAGGAUUUUUGAUCAAAUUAAAUUUUAUUUUAUUCUAUGGUAUAAGAUAGUAUGUUGUCAAAUGUAAAACUUGAUUUAAAAAAAUUGAAGGAAGAAAUAUCGGGAGGGGUUAUGAUCCCCUAACCCCCCCCCUCUGUGUACACCACUGGUUAUAAUUACAACUACUGAAAUAAAAAUUAUUUGUUAUAACAUCGCUUAUGUUUAUGUUAAUUAUGAGUGAAUAUUUUAUAGGACGGACAUACUUCACACGUGGGUGUAGCCACUGUUGUAGAUGGGAAAUUGGGAAGGUAGGAUACAAACGGGAAUUUAAUGUAUAUCCGAAUGAAUGCUUCAGUGUAAAAAUAUAUCCUACGAUUUCUUUAUUUAAGCUACCAAAAAUUAAUAUUAUUUAGCUUGGAAAUUAGCAGUUAGUAAUGUGAAUUUAGUCAGGAGAUAGCAUUGUAAAUCGUUGGUUUGCAUUGCGACCCCCUCACUUGUCUUUUAUACACUAAUCUAUGGCCACUGAUAAACUGCUCGUGACCAGUCCAUUAUAUCUUAGUCUAUAGUUUACAGACAAUAAUUAUCUAUAAACCUUACCGAUAAACUGCAUAAUAUUAUUAACUAGCGUUUAUGAUUCCGAUUAUAAGAUGACAUGAUACCUGCAUGACGUGCUGUCUCCGUCUUAUAAACGUACGACGCACACAAUUUUCGUUCAGCAAGAACGAUUUUGUGCUGUUAGUUUUAUUAUUAGAGUGAAUUGACCUAUUAUCAAGCUUGAAGAUUAGAACAUUAUCAAUGCAACUACAUCGUUGGUUUUUACCGAUAUUUUAAUUUUUAAGCGAUGUAAUGAGAGCAUGGGAAAUACCUAUCGCAAUAAAUUUAAAAACGUUUUUUUGAAAUUAAAAUAUUGAAAAAUCGACGUAAUUUUACGGAUAAUGUUCUUGUCUAUAAAUUUGAUAAUAUAGAUCAAUAAAUUCAUUAAGUUAUUAAAACAAACAGCACAAGGGUUUGUCUCUGCCAAACGCAAAUUGUCUGUCGUAAAUACAUGUGUAAGGUUCCUAAACUUAGAAACCUAAACUUAUAACCUUAAGGUUCCUAGACGUAGACGGCACAUGGCGUGGAGAAGCACUUGCGAGUACCUUAAACUUGCUCUAGAUUUCGAUUUCGAUCGAAUAAUAUUAUGUGUAGGUAUAUUAAUAAUUUUAUUAUAAAUUUAUAACACUUCUAAAAACUAUAAAAAAAAAAAAAAAAAAACGGGAAAUGUUCGAUAAUAGUAUAGAAUAUAGAUACUCACGAAGAACACACUCGUGCAUAAAAUUAACACUUUAGUAUUCUAAUUAGUAUAACGAUAUACUUAGCGAAAAUAUUAUGUGUAUAGUAUACCAUCGUAUAGAUAAUUUUUUUAUUGUCUUCGAUUUGUAUUGCUUGUAAUUAUAACUAUAAAGCUGAGAAUUUAUUACAAUAAAAAAAAAAACACUUUAAAUAGGACAAAAAGCAGCUCACAACACUCUUACAGUUAAAAAAAAAAACACUGAAAUGUAAUAUUUUUAAAAUGUAUACCUAGGUUAUAAACUUAAUUAACUAAAAUCAUGUUUUAUCGUUCAGAAUAAUAGUAAUAAAUUAUUUAAAAAAAAUUAUAUACAUGGGGAGAGGGCAAACACCUAACAAAUUUAAAAAGUAAAAAAAAACCUGUGGGACUAAAAAUAAUCAACAGAAAAUUGAACAGAUUUACUGGGGAUAAAGAAGAGUGGAGGAAUUAUGGGAAACUACAAACCUAACCUUAGGGUUGAAUACUGAGAGAGAAAGAGAGAGAGAGAGAGAGAGAGAGAGAGAGAAGAACUUGAUUUCAAACCCAAGUCGUUGUUACAUAUAAUUUGAACUUUAUACUAAGAAUGAUAUAUUAUUAUCAUUUAUGUCUUACAAGUUGCAACAAGAUAAAAAAUUUGCGUUCGCUACAAGCGUUCUACGGCAUCAGCAAUGAUAACACCUGAAAUAUAAUCCGAUGUACGUAGGUAUAUAACUACCUACUUAUGCAGUAUAUACACACAUAUUUAAUUAUACUAUAAGUAUUAUGACACAUUGCAAAUGUUCCUAGUUUUUAUUAUUAAAAUUUUUUUUUUUUUUACUUACGCAAACGUGAAAUUCACGUUUAAUAAAAUAUAAUAUGAUGAUUACGUAAGAUGAAUCUCUCACCGUAUGUGUCGGCGACUCUCGUAUAUACGAUUACGUGUCAUCGCGAUAGGUUUGUGUCGCUUAUAAUAAUUUGUGUUUCUUCAAUUCAUUUCGUCUUUCAAUGAUAAUUAUAAUAUUGUGCUCUUAAAAACAAACGUACACACUUAUACUUCCGGUUUCCGCACGAUUAUUUUUCAUUUCCAUUCUAUAAUAUGCCUUUUGAUUGUCUAUGCAAUAUACGAGUAUUGCAACAUCACUCACGGAAUUUUGACCUAUACAAUGACUGCAUGGUACAAGUACUAUUAUAGUAAACGAUUAUUUAUUUUUUUUAUUGUGCCCAAACAACGUUCAAAAUAUGCUCGUCUAAUGUAUGUAAUAAUUAAAUCAACUGACUGACUGAUAUAUCAACGCGCAGCCCAUAUCACUGUCAAGAAACUUGAAAUUUCGCACAGGCUUUUCGUAAACUAUAAAUAGAUAAUCACUAAGAAGGGAUAUUUCAAAAUGCAAACCUUAAGGGGUUACAAAAGGGUGUACAUUUUGUGUUUUAUGCGGAGACAAAUUAAAAAUGAGUAAAACACAAAACUAUAAUAUCAAUAUGCAUACCUUUAGAUACAAAUAUCAUAGUAUGGUUCAUAUUUGGCCCAAAAAUUUAGCUAUUAUUCGGGUUACUAUAAUAUAAAAAGUGUUCAAAUUGUACUUCGUACAAAAAUUAAAUUAAAAAACAAUCAAAUAAAAUUACUUUUGAAAUUUCAUUGACCUACCUAUAUUGACUAUAUAUUAAAAUUUCUCACGUUUUGCAAAAUUCUUUAUUUAAUAUAAUAUUAAACAUCCUGUUUACAUACAUAACGUAUCUAUAUAAUACUUAUAAUCAUUAUCUAAACAUAUACGAAAACUGUUUAUGUAUACAAGUGAAAAAUAAAUACGUACCUAUUGUAAUUUGACUAUUGAUACAAUACGAUGUACGUAGUCACGCCCCGAUAUUCAUCGUCUUCGGUCUUUUGGACCGUCGCGAUGAAAGUAACAACGACGCCACACAUGUCUCCCCACAGGUAAAAUAAAUUACGAUUCCAUUGUACAUCGUAGCAUAUAAACUAUAUCGUAUAUUAUAUUAUUUAGGGAUGUCUUUUAUACACUUUUAAAACGUCCCUAUUGAUUUCGUAUCGGAAUUCGUAUCCGAGUAACGCGCGUCGGCGUCGGGGGAUAGAGCUGACAUGACCCCAGGUACCUACAUAAUAUAUAUACAUGUACCUAUAUUAUCCAUUAACAUGUCAAAAAAAAAAAAAAAACUAAGUAUAUAAUAGUUAGGUACGUAUAUACUCGUAUUAUAGGUGUGGUCACAUUUUCUGGUUCGGGGGACGGACGCUGCGGCUUGAAAUAAUGUUCAGUGGGCUGUUACAAUGAAAAAUAAUGUUCCGAAUUUAUAACGCAGGUGUAUUAAACGAGUAUUUUCAACAAUGACUGGCGAACAGAACGACAUUACAACCAUAAGUCUAACUAUAAGUCCCGAAGCAGGGCUCGGAACUUAUAACGUUCAAAAUCAACAAAAAAAGCGCAACUUCAUUCCUGAAAAAAUACAUUCAAAUUUCACGUAUGAACUCGUUGUAACAUAACGUCAGUUCCAUAGCCAUUUUCUAGAUUCAAUGACACGCCCAAAGAAAAAAAAAAAAAAGUGAAUGCUAUAAAUUCCGAACCCUAAUUGUAACUAUCACGUGAUAUUGGUAAAAAAUAAUAAUAAUAACUGGUCCCUAUUAAAAUAUCUGCACGAAAAAGUUUUCGAUAUAAUAUAGAAAAUAAUAUAAUGCGCAUGGGUAUUAUCUGUAUUUACGAAAUGUUGGAUAAUUCUAGGGGAAUUUCGUAGCACCUAUACAUUUCCUUACGGUAUUAUAGUUUUAAUUAUGUUCGUGAUCGUUGUAAAAUUGAUUCGAUCGCGAUACACUCGAGGCAGUCCAACCAUCAGCACACACCUUACAACAAUUAAGACGCCCCUUGAGGAUACCUGUCAAUCUGCGUACGGUAAUAACCGGUGAACAAAAUAAUUGACAUACCCUGUUUCAACGUGUGCAUGCGUUAUUCAAUUAUAAAAUCAUUGCUCGGCGAAACGCAGACGCGUGCGCCGAAGUCAUUUACGGACGUCACUUCCCCUCCCCCCCCCCGGCACACGUCACAAAUAAUUAAUACGUUCGAAACUACUUGGACAUUUUCAAAACUGCGUCGCCAAUUAAAUAAUUUCUAUACAACGGCGAUAAGCCACGGAUAUGAGCCAGAAGGCAUGAUACAUUAUUGUCUAUGUUACACGCAUUGUGUAAUAUAGGUACCUAUAUAUUUAAUGCGAGCUUAUAAAUACAUUUGAGACGAUCAAACGACAGAUCAGUUGCUAUAAAACAUACUGUAUAAUAUAUUGUCCGACGGCUGUGUUCAAAUUUAAAAAAAAAAAAAAAUCGGGUUCAAUAAUAUUAUACAUUUCCGUUUCACCUAAUAUUAACUACGUACACUUAACUUAUCUUAUAAUAAUUUCAAACGAUCAAAAUCCUUCACACUGUGCAGACAUGGCAGAAAACGAGAACCGGAGGAAAGCAAUUUCGGUUGUGCAAUUAAAAUAAUAUACAAUUUCAUAUACCAAGGUAAUAAAUAUUACAAAAAUGUUGUUUUUUUUUUGUUUUUAUUUGUUUGUUAUGAAAUAUGUUGUGUACUUAUUCAUCUUAUCGAGUAAUAUUAUUAGGGAAUAGGCAUACUACAGUAAUUGCCCGUGAGUCGUAAUAUUCAAUGACGAAAUAUAAAUAAGUGGCGAUUUUUCGUUAGGUUCUGUUGUUUAAACAUAUUUGGUAACAACGGUGUAGUUGUUUGUUUAGAGGUAGUUUGUUUAGGUGUAAUUGUCUGUCUAUACGCGAUUAUGUUUCGUUCGUGUAUACGCACACUAGAAAAGUAUGGACUAUUUUGUAUAGCGCGCGUACACCGAAAUACAUUUCCUUACGGUCCAGUCGAAAUAAGUUGUCUCGUCUUCGCGGGUUGAUGUUAGGUACAAAUAAUUGCAUCGUAAAAAUGAAGGUGAUAUAGUUUCCUGCGGACCAUUAAGUAAUUAAGUUCAAUUUAUCUAUAAGCGAACGGGAUAUUAUUCGCGCGUGGUGUACGGAAUAAUAAAAAAAAAAAAAAACAAGUGCAGUGUUGUGGACCACGGACAACCGGGACGACAGUGGGAAACGAGCAAAUGAUUUACAACAGGAUACAUACAUUCAUGUGUACAUUACAUACGCAUAAUAUUUAUAUUAUAAUACUUGUAUGUGCAAUCGUGCCCUUUUAAAACACACACAAGGCGGGCCCUUAUUUACACGUGUUUUCGGGUCACCCUGCCGUAAGACGAUUUAUUAUAUGUAUGAAAAAAAAAUACAAAUAAAUAAUAUCGAAUCCCACACAAUUGGGGUUUCUCACGUUUUCCAAUAUGUCUAUACACACUUCGCAUAUAUAAUAUUAUAUAUUAUAUGUAUAUGUGCAUAUGCGAUAUGCCAUAUAUAUCUACUCCGCCGAGUAGCGUACGAGUUCGUAUACAGUAAACCUACUACAUUAUGACUACAACUGCAGCAGCAGCAGGAGCACGAUGACAUUCGACCUUUUAUAUACAUUUCUUUUGGGUUAUCGGGUAAAGAUUUACGCCGUUGUCGUACUAUACCACCCAGUUUGUGUUCUAUAACGUCAUAUUGUAUGUGUCGGAGACUAUUAUUUAAAAAUUGUGUACCAUCUGGUCAUGUAAAGCAUUCAAUUAACUCGAAAACCCGCAUUGUCCUAUUGAAUCGCAUCAUAAUGUAUAGAAAAACGGACCCAGAGGCGGACCAAAGUACCUAUAUAUAUAUAUAUAAUAUAUAUAUUGUUUUCGUGCGUUAGCAUAUGGUCCGAUAGUCGGCUUUUGUUCGGUAAAAACUAAAAAUUUGCUUCUGGCAGUUAAGUAUUUACUGUAUUGUGCGCCUACCGACGAUAAUAAUAACAUAUCGAUAAAUGUAUACAUUUUAUAAAUUUUUCCACUGUAAACAUAAUUAGGUGCCUAUAACAUGUAUCUACCUACCCCAAACUCGAAAAAAUACGCAUUGUCUGGGCGCAUUUUCUGAUAAUAUCAUAUUAAAGUUUACAGGGAAAAUAAUAAGAACAAAUCGCGUGUAUCUUCGUCAUUGUCAAAUGCGUCAAGUGAAAGCAAAAUUAACGUCAUUUCGCCGCAUACAAGGUAUAUAACACUGUAAUAUUUACGACUAGAAAUUAUAAUCCAGUUUGUCGGUAAAAUAGUAUUUUGUUACAACUCAAUAACAAACAUAAUAUUAAUUAGCUCUAGGUUGUACUAUUUCAACUUGGACAUAUUAUACGGUUUAAAAAUUAUUAGUUUGUACCUGUAAGAUAAGAUCCGGAACGAUAAUAAAAUAUAGAAUCGAUGAUAUAUUAUUGUACAAUUUUAUGUAUUAAUACUAUAUAGGUACCGAUAUAAAAAAUUAACGAUAUCUAUAAUAUAUAUAAAAAUUUAAUAAUCACGAACGAUAAUAAUUAUGACAUAAUAAUAUAAUAGAUAUAAUAAUUAUUAUUGCGAUCAGAGUUCAACUUCGCUGUGAAUUUCGAUAAAAUGUAACGUCCACGUUUUCUCCGCUUAUCUAAAAUCUGUACCAUAAUAUAACAUGUGCGGAGAGUGCAUCUUCAUUAUGUGUUCGAUAUUUUUCUAAUGGCUUUGUAUCGACUUAUUAAAAUGUAAAACGUUAAUUUAUUUAAGAGGACGCUACACAUAAAUCGUGUCGUCUCCGACUUGCAAAUGCACGACAUGCCAAAUUUGCGAUCAGCUGAACCUAUUUCGGGCUGUUAGUGGUUACGUUGGCUUUUUCGUCAUUUUAAUUUUUAAACGAAAAACGAGCGUUUGAAAUAUUACAAUUUAAAAAUUAAAAUUAUCAAAAAGAAAUAACGUAAGUUUGAUUAUAGUUCAGUUCAUUCCAAAACUGAAAGCACAAAAUCGGUUCUGCUGAAUGCAAAUGCCGUGCGUGGUGUUUAUGAAAUAUGUGUUUGUGUGUGUGUGUGUAAUAAUAACUUAUUCAGUUAGAUUUAGGCGUGACACAUUGCUGUAUAAUUCCAUGAAUUGUGAGUUACUAAUUAUUUCCUCAGUCUGCCUCCCGCGUAAUUCAGCAACAAAGGCGUUCCGUACUUUCACGAAUGCGAAUCUCUGGUGGAUUUUAGAGCAAACGUACCACAGCUGUUACACUAUUUAUAAAGUAGAGUGUUUGCUAUAAAUCUAUUAAAUGAUUUUUUAAUAUUUUAAUUUCUUAAUAGGUAAGCUAUUAAUAGUCAAAAUUAAAUUAAAACACGAAUAUUCUGAUAAAAAAACGAAACUAUUAAAAAAAAAAUCGUUCGUACGAUCUCUAUAGUAAAUACUCUUCUUUAUAAAAUAUAUGAUAAAUCACUUUGCUCUAAACUUAAUCGCAGAGUCGCAAUCGUAGACAGGAGUAGACACGUAGUCAGGAUUUUUUUUGUGGGGGGUUCCAAACAUAAAUUUAUCACCAACUAUAAAUAACCUUACCAAUAAUCUGAUUUUUUGGUGAGAAACUUAAAUUUCUGAUUACGUGCCUGAUUUACUAUGCUAGUGACGAGGCCUCUUAACAAUACACGACGCGUCGAGUUUCGUGAUCCACCGGUGUCACCACUCGUCCACAAAUUUUAAAAUGUACCUAUAAAAUUUAUUAUACUUCACGACCUUCCGUAAGUUAAAACGUUUUAAUCAAGAAAUCAAUUAUUACUCGCGUUCUAAAAUACAAUGUACUUGAUACUACGAACUACAAAAAUAUUCUCUUAAUUGAUAUUAUGUAUCUGUUAUCUAUAUUUUAAUAAAUUAUUAAUAUAUUGACCUUAGCUUAUUCUUUGAUGUUUUCAAAUAAAUACCGUCGCAAAACAAAUUAUUUAACGUGGCGAACAAAACUAAUAUGUAUAGUAUACGUAUAUAUUUUUUUCUUUAUCGACCGGUCAAAGUUAUAAUUUUUUCAUUAGUACCUAUCUAUUUCAUUAAUGUGUGUAUCAUAGUAAAUAUUUUCGAAAUUAUAUGCGUUUUGAAUAUCCCAGUAGGCAUACAAAGAUAUUAUCAUCGUUAAUGAAACUCCUAAUGUUGGAAUUUCAUUAAUGUCCAAAGGUACUAACUGUUGUCUGACACCACAGUGACACACCUUAUAAGGUAUCAAAACCAUCACAUACCAUAUAAUAUCAAAAUGGUAAAUUAUUGUUCCUAUGCUAGAGAAUAAUUUGCCACUAUGAUGUCUUAUAUAUAAUAAAGUUAUAUAAAUUUAAUUGCUUAUAAAUAGGCAUUCAUCAUUGACGCAAUACUUACGAGUAUUGUCCUAAAUUAUAGGUAUGGGUACACGGUAGUAUUAAUGCACACUUAGUAUUAUUAUUUCUAUAGGUUUACUAAACGUACUUCACUUUACGAAUAUUAUUGUUUUCGCUGAGAAUAACAGUCCCAGGGAAGGUCUUAUAUUAAUUUCGUAUAGUUUUCCAUACAAGCAAUUUUUAAAAUACACACACUAAUGCACUCUUAUUAAAAAUACAUAGAUACACUUAUGCCAUUAAAACCAAAAUUAUUGAUUAAACAAUCAAUUUCAAAAAAAAAAUGGAAAACAAUGAUAUAAGAUAAAAUUGAAUUAAGCCCUUCUUCCCUAUCACCAAAGACAAACAUACGCAUCUACGAGUAUCACACUUCACAUAAUAAUAUCUAUUAUCAUAAAAAUAUCGUGACAGCGGCCAAGAUGUAAUUACCCGAGCCAAAAAAAAAUGUAAUAAUAAUACGAAUUAAAAGAUUUUUUUUUUGUUUUUGUCUCGUUUCUCUCUUUAGUAGAUAUUUUAAUAUCUACUUAUUACAUUUUUAAUAACCUUCAACGCAAAAUUAUAGCUACCUAUUAUUAUUAUUUACAUUGAUCGCGUGAUGAUUUUUCGACUUACGCAGUUACGCGUGUACUAUUAUCGUCAUAUUAUUACCAAAAUGUACGUCAUUACACGGUUUUUGUUGGUCAAAUUUGAAAUAAAUCAAUCUAAUUUUAAUUUCUUUAUAGUUCAUAAAUCAUAAUAUAUUAGCAAGCAUUACGCAAGAGAAAUCAUCUGAAAUUAAUAUUACCUACCCAUGCACUAUAGUAUUUUCACCGAGGAAAUCUAUCUAAUAACGUUAGACUAAAAUAAUUCCUAAAGAAUGCCUAUUUUAAAUCGAUUUUAAUUAUUACUGGUUAGUAAUAAUUACUAUUAUUUUAAAUUAAAUACCUUAUGUUAAAAUAAUGUGGUUAAUUUUAGAUACGGGGUCAUGGCUAUUAUAGGUUAUAAUAAUAAGUAAGUUAAGCGUUGCCUAAGGAGUAUAAAGGCGGCAUAAUUUAAGAUACGGAAACAAAUUUAAAAAAAAAAAAAAAAAAUUGUAUACAUGUUAUGCUUGUGUUUUAUUACUGACUGUAUAAUAAUUUUGAUCCUUGUUUAUGUAUAGAGCGCAGUGUAUUUAAUAAUUAUUAAUCAGAAAUACCUAUAUUUACUGAUUAUAAUAUUAACGAAAAUGAAUAAAAAUAUUAUAAAAUUAUCAUAACAACUUUUAAUUUUAUACGGUGAUUCGUUUAUCGUUAAAUACUCAUUAUCUCGGUAAGUAUGAACUUUUUUCAGAAUCUGUUUUAUAGAAAAUUUGAUAAACUGCAAGCAGCUCUACAAUUUUACAUUUACAUUAUAUUUCGUCACCCUAAUUUUGGGGGUGAAACGACUACUUACUUUUGAUUUUAAAAUAAUAACCUAUAUUCAAAAAUCCAUAAACAGAGUAUUAGUUUAAAGAAAUUUCGGUGUUAACAUUUUUAAUUUCUGUCUACUCAUUGAUGAGAUAUUCCACUAUUAAGUUUGGGUCAGGGAAGAGUAGUGGAGCAUCAUUUGUGUGGCGGCACGGCGUUCGGCGUUUCAAUUAUGCACCACUACUCUCCUUCGACCCAAACUUAAAACUGGAAUAUAUCGUCAAUGAGUUGACAGAAAUCAAACAUUUUGGCAUCAAAAUGAGUUUAAACUAUUACUCCAUCUAUUUACGGUAUUUUCAAUAUAGGUUACCAUUCGAAAAUCAAAAAUUGGGUAGUCGUUUCACCCCCAAAAAUAAGGGUGACAAAAAAAUAAUAAUAAUAAUGUAACAAUUUAGAACUAUUUGUUUCUUGAGUUUUCAAAAAAAAUUUCAAAAAUAGUAAUACUUUUCGAAAUAAUGAGUGUUUAACGAUAAAAGGAUCACCCGGUAUUUCAUUAAAAACGAUUAUAUUAUUAUAAUUAUACGUAAUUAUUAUAAUCGGGAGUUUAUGUAGCCAUUAUAUUGUCGGUGCUUUGACAUAAUAAAAUUGAAAAUCAAUAACAAAACGUAAUAAUAUUACGUUCGCCGUCUAUAGAGAAAUAACAAAAUUGUUUGCGAAAUUAUUGAAAUGUUGCGGUUUUACCACUCGAAUAUGUUGUCCUUAGGGUCAAAAUACGGAAGGAGGAAAAUUUGAGCUCGGUUUCGUAUAACGAAUUGUUAUUAUAGGUAUCAGGUAUACAAGUGUGUUGUAUCCUACAGUAGAUCGGUACGUUAAUUGUAGACACGGAUAGCCUUAUUCCUACAGAUGUUUAAAUUAAAUAAAGUACAUCAUCAUUUAAAACGUAGUUAUAAUUACACAUUAUAAUGUUUAGUUUCCAAAUAGACAACAUAAACGGUUCGUGGAUAAAUCUAUUUAUUAUACUAUCCUCAGCCGGAUAUUAACUAUAAUAUGGUUAAUGGUUAUGUUAUUUUUUUAAGCAGGAUAUUAUAAUACGUUUUACUAUGAAAAAUAAAAAUGUAAUACUUAUUGUAUCGAUGCGUAAUGCAUAGAAUUUUAAUGGGCAUGUUCUUUUUUCUUUUUUUAGAAAAACACUCGAUAUUACAUUGGCAUAGGUAAAUAUUAUUCGAAAUAUCUAGUGAACAAAUAGACAAUAUUGCGUAUUGGUGCAUUUAAAAUUAUAAAAACAAAAAGAAAUUCUUAAAUUCCUAAAUCACGAAAAUUCAUUAAAAUCGUAAACAUGUAAAAACGUAUUAAGACACGUAUACAAGUAGAACUUUUCACUGUGGGUAUACUUUAGAUAACAAUGAAAAAAAAUAACUUGACAAAAUGUUGUUAAAUGUAAAAAAGACCUUUUAGCCAAAAGUUAAUAAAAAAAAAAAUUAACUCGUUAAAUGUCAGAAAUAAUACGUGCAAAAAAUAAUGGUAGGGGUAAUAUAUUCAAUAUUUAGUUUAAUGGUUCGAUUAUUUAUCUUUUUAUUUAUUUUUAUUCGCAAUCAUGUAUAAUGAGUUCUAUAUUAUAUCACGUAUAUGAGAAUUUGAAAAAAAAAAUCAAUCAAAUCAAUUAUUAUACUCGGCUUCGGCCGGGUCAACGUUAAAAUAUUUAUGAAAAUGAACUAUACCUACAAACAAUUGAGAUAAUACAGCGCAAAUUACACUAAUUAACUAUUAUAAUAAAAAUAACAAUAUUAUCUAAUUAAGGAAAAUUAAUGGUUUUUAUAAAAAUUCAUUUUUUAAUUAGUAAAUUCUCUACGCCGUUGUUGAUGCAUACAGAAUAUUAGGUUUCAUUUUAAGGUUCGACUUACAUUGGUUAUAUUUAUUAUGUAAAUGUUUGAUAAAAAAAAUUAUGAUAAAAAUGUUAUUAAUCUUGCUCCAAAUUUCUAGAGUAAAAUCUUUUCCAAAAAAUUACCGUAUUAAUGAUUUCAUUAUUUUUGAUUUUAUUUUUAUUAUUUUUUUUUUUUUUUUUUUUUUUUGUGUCCUUAAGGUGGAAAAUCAGUUUGUGAUGAAAAUCAUACUAAUUAGAGCAUUUUAAAACAUGUUUAAUCGAACUUCCCCCAAAAUCGUUUUUCGUUAACAAUAUUUUAUCGCCGCGUAGACAUAAAUUAAACAACACCAUGUAUCCUAUACCUUCCUAAUUUCCCACCAACAGCAAUAACACAUCCAUCAGCGGUAUCAGCAAUUUGCAUUAUAUUUAAAGUACGAAUUUGCUCAUUUACUCGAGUAUUCGACUACGUUAAAUACAUAUUUUUUUUUAUAAGUACGUUUGCAAGAAUAUUAAUGAAUAUUAAUUCAUUAGUUUCUAUUAAACAUGUCAUAAUUAUUACUUUAUAUAAGUAUCCAAAAUAUACUUACUAUAUGCGUUAUAUAUUAUUGUACAUUGAUUUUACCUUGACAUACAUUUUAAACACUUAAUUUUCAUUAAAACCCAUCAAACAUAUAAAAAUAAAUAGCAAUGUGGGUAAAUAUUAAUAAAUAAACCAAACUUAUGUAGCAGUCGAACUAGUUACUAAACUUAUUUUCAAAUAAAUCCAAUAAUUAUAUUUUCUUUUGUUUUUAAUAUAUAUGUUAUACGCAUAAAAAAUGUUAUUGAAAAAUAAAUUAUACACAUUGAUUUUCUUUUCUAAUAAUUGUUUUUUUUUUCAAAUGAUGUUAUAUAUGAAAUAUUACACCUAUACCGCAUACAUUUUACCUUUUUAUAUAAAUAUAUAUAUGAGUAAAAGAUAUACUUUUAAUGUAAGAGUAUAAUAAAAUACGGUGUAAUUUUCUUUAAACCAGCGAUAUGCACGUUAUUAUAUUAUAUGUAUUAUGCUAUCCCGUUUUUUCUCAAUAGUGCAUGAACACUACUAUGGGUUCACUCUGUAGUCAUACCUAACAUCUAUGUCAUAUCGAAUAAUAAAUUGUCAAUUUUUAUUUUUACCGCUUUACAUUUUCUGCGUGGUUUUUGUACAUGGGUAAUUUUUUACCAACAAUAAUUAACCUAUAUAUGAUAGUAAAAUGUUUUCAUCUGCAAUUCUCCUCGUUUUAGCCGCCAGCCAGAACGAAUAACAAUAAAAAAAAUAAAAUAAAAAUAACAAAACGAAGCCGCAACUGCGUAUUUGCCCCGAGGAUGCUGUGAAUGUAAAAGGAAAGUACACCUACCCAAAAAUAGUAAAUAUUGUAACAUAAUUGGAAUAUCUUCAUAAAAAUCCUUCACUUCCUCUAAUGAUAGUAUUGAAACAAUUCGAGUUGGCUGUAAUAUUAACCUCGAACGGUUUUCGUCGAACGUUGCAUAAACGGUUUUUUUUCUGACCAAUUUUAAGUCGAAAACUCGUAUAUAGGUAAAAAAAAAACCCACACGUGAUGGUAAGAUCGCGAAACCUUGAACACCCCGGAUCGGUUAUAGAUAUAGGUAUAAGAUAUAAUAUGAAAUUCAUCUCAGGUUUCGAGAUUAGUCUUCGGUUUGGCUGCGAGGUGGUGACAGUUAUCGCUAACUGUAGAGCAUAUGUGACGCACGCGCACUGUUACUCGUAUUAUAUCCGCAUAUGACAGCUACCCGUCUGCUAGCGACUAACUAACAACCGGUUACCACGUUACCGGUCCUGUUUGGUAUACUACGUCGUAUACUUAUGCGUUCUUCUUUUCAAUCGCCCUCUCUUUACCACGACGAUGUCGACGACGACGACGAAGGUCCAGACAAAGACAAUAAAAACGCUCCUAUUUUUUUUAUUUUAUUUUUUUUUUUUUUUCAUUAUUCUCCAAUUUUGUCUUCUAUUUUUUUUAUAAGUUGUAUAUAUUAUAUAUAAUACAUGUUAUGUGUGUGUGCGCGCGCGCGUUUGUAGACGCUCUGGCAAUCUAGGUGGUCCGAUUGUGAGUUAGAAUAUAAUAUACGAGUACGUGCAGGUAUACUAAGCAUUAUGUCGGUUUGUGUUUUGGAUUUUUUUUUUUUUCUAAGGGUUAAAUUAUACAUGAAAUCCGGAUUGGUAUACGUUUUUGAACCAUCUAUAUAUAUUUUUGACGACUCAUUUCGAUUAACCGUAUAUUAAGUCACGCUACCGAAAAAAUCGACCCUCGGUAACAAUAUUAUAUACGAAGGUAUGUUUAACGAUGUGUCGCAUCUCUAGAACAAGAUUGUCAAAACUUAAAAUGUAUAAUUUUGAAAAAAAACGAUUUGAAGUUCAUUUUGAGAUGUGGCUGUAUUGCAUAUACACAAAAUGAUUUUAAGAUAGCUAUAUACUAAAAAAUGGCAGUACUGCGCUGAACAUAAUGAAUAUAUAUUAGAAUUAUUACCAGAAAAUGAUUUUGUGUAUAGCACAAGAACGCCACAAAUCGAAAUAAGGCAGUCUUGAAUUUUGACUUUAGUAAUUAAAUAGAUAAAUCAUAGAGUCAUAAAGUAAAAUAUAUUGCUUCGUUGCUUUGAAAAUUCAAUAAUUCUUUGCUGACACAUCUUUUUAGUGGUAAAAUGAAUAAAUGAUAUUGAAUAUGGCGUUUAUACAUCCUAUAGAGCUGAAUUUUCGCUACCCGAAAGUGAUCAUAACUCAAAAUUGAUAAAUAUUGGGUUGUGGCAGUCUUGUUCUAAGGGUGUACAAUACAGUUGUGUUUUUUUUUAUGUAUUUUUCUAGUCUCAAUCAUUUCGAAAACAGAAAUCAAUAAAAAAAAAAUGAAAUAUAAUGUGUUUACCCCUUUCUGCCCUUAUUGAUGCAGUUGCAAUUGCAAAUUAAUCAUUGUUGCCAAGUAAAAUUUAUCUUUUAAAAAGGGCGUAUUCUUCUUCGUCUGUGACAAUCGAAUCGAAUAGCCGUUUUUUUUAUUAAUUUCGCCAAUAUGACCCAUAAAUAAACAACAACAAAAAAUUCAAUUUUCGUUUCAAAAUACUAAAAACCCUGCGAUAGCCUGCUAAGGGUAGAAUUUCAACAUUGUAGACAGCGAUUUUUAUGGAAUAUGUACGAAUAAGUUUCAUCGAUAUUGGUAUAAAACUCUAGACUUGUAUAGUAGAGACAUGUAUAAAAGAAGAAUUUAAAUUUUACAUAAUAUAAUUGAUAUAGGUACCUAUAUGGGCCCAGCUGAUAUAUCAUUUAUUAAUUUUGAAAUAAUAAUAAGCACUUUGUCCCCGCGCAACUCCUUAACGUUAUUGUUAUACCUAUAUCUAAAACAGCCUGAAGUACACAUCCCAUUAUAUACAUUUUCAAAAAAACAAUACACACAAAAAUAAAACGUUUUCAAUGGUGUAUAAUUAUAUUCAUAUAUUGUGUAUUGUUGUAUUUUUUAUUAUUUCUAUAUUAUAUAUGGGUACACCAUGACCAGUCUCAAUCGUUAAACGUUCUGAAGGACGAAAAUCUAAAAGGGUUAUAAACUUGUAAUACACUAUAAUAAUUAAUAAACGUUUUGAUACUCGACACCUAUUCAUAUUAUUAUCCAAAAAUGACUUUGCGAAAAUUGUCGAUGACUUACACAAAACAGCAUAAUAUACGAUUAUUCGCUAUUACAUUAUACCUGCCUAACAUAUUUAUUUUUGAAACCAGCUAUAUAUUAUAAACAAAACUAAUUAUUUUACACGCCGAUAAAAAUAUUAUAUUAUUCAUAUUAUAAUAUUAUAUUAUUAAAAUGAUCAAUUAUUUUAAAUAGUCAUUUUUUCAACCAUAGCUUUAAAUAAAAAAGUGUUAAAAGUUAAAUGUCAAAAGUUAAAACGUUUCAAACAUAUUUCAUAGCGUAAUAUAGUAAAAUAUACAAUAAUACCGAACGUUUUAAUAACGUUUUUGAAGACAAAACAAUUAUAUUUCACGUUAUCAAAAAUAAUAUUAUCAUACAACUAUGGUAUGUAUAGGUAAUGGUGAUUUAUGAAGGCAAAUAAAAUUUAAAAAAUACUAGGUUUAAGGUUAAGGUCAUGAUAAAAAAAUUUGCGGCACGAGACAACGCUAUAUUAUAUUAGUAUAUGUAACCUCAUCAACUCUUUUAUAUUAAAAACUUAAAUUUAAAAAAAAAAAAAAUUUAUUUUCAAAAUAAUUAACGUAACACGGCGUGUAUUUUGCCAAUUUAUUCGCAAAAUGACUACAACAAGGAGAAGUUUUCCCGUUAGAUCAGUUUCCUGUAAAUAACGCCCUGUGGAUUAUUGUAAUUACUUGUACAUAAAAGUCCUCGACACUAACCCUACAGCUCUAUACUUAAACUAAAAAUAAUAUUAUAGUAUUUUAAUCCGCGAGAAGUUUGUUAUUGCUAUUAUUAUUAGUUUUUUUUUUUUUUAGAAAAUUUUUUGUGCGUUAGUUCGAUACCUAACACGAAACCCGAAACAACAUUCUGCUGACUUUUUGGUUAACCACAAACGCACGUUGUGAGUCAUUUAUACAUUACAUGUGGGAAUACCACUGCAACCAUUAUUAUAUAGUCGGUUGCGAACUUGGUUAUUAAACUACUAUAGAAAUUUCAGAAUUGCGUUUUGGAAGCCGGUCUAUAGAAAAUAUAAUGUAUUAUGUAGUUAAAUUUAUACAAUAGGAGGGGAGAGGGUGAACUGGUAUUAUUGGUAAUUACAGAACCGUAACUGAAAAAAAAUUUCGGGAGCGAGUGCGAUUCAAAAUUUGUUUAGGGUACUAAAGUCAGUCAUGUGUUUACGUUCAAACGUACACCCUCGAACAAUUUUUGGGUUUUUUUUUUUUCCAAGUCCAAGGAGGGACGACCGCCACUGAAUUUAUACAAUUUGUCGUAUUAUAACUUUAGGUAUACACUGUAACACGAUUUGUAUUGACAAAAAAUCCGUGACGAUGUCCAUCGUCGGUUAAUUAUAUUAAAACAAACAAUAAUGCAGAUUAUAAUAUUGGGUGUGCCUUAAAAACGUCAAUCGAAGUGCAGACGUGUGUACACACUCGUAUUAUGUGUUGGGUAUAAAUCAAAAAAGCGCGUCUACCUAUUGUUAUUUCAGGCGCAUGUUAUUAUUAUAAUAUGCAGACCAGACGCGCCUGUACAAAUUAAAAGCGGAACACAAUGGGCCUGAAAAUGUGUAUUCCAUUUUUCUACAAAAACUCGAAACCUAGGCGAUCCGUGCAAAUCCGUACAAUGUGCGUUUAACGAACUUGCAGCGACAAUAGCGCCUACAUAGAUUUUUCAAGUAUAUACGCCAAGCGUAAUUUUUUACCAGAACACCGCCGCAGCCCAGUAUAUUAUAAAUUAUAAUAGAACCGCUCUCGCCGGUGACAAAAGGAGAUUUACAAAACAAUAUAAUAAUGAUAUUCAAGGUCCAUACGCGUAUCGUAUGGUUUUUUUUUUUUUUACAUAUUUGGCGUACCCACUAUAAUAUUAUAGAUAUACAUACAUAUAUAUCCGUUAUUGUUUUUUUUUUGAGAAAAAUUGUCUGGGUUUAUUGAUCCUCCGCCGGGGCCGAAUGCGGGCGUAUAAUAAAAUUUUUUUUUUCUUUGUUAACUGAAAUACAAAAUAAAAGGACUGCGGAGAAAAAAAUGUCGCAUACAAACUGAACAAACUUUUGUUCGCUUGGGUACGGUUACGAUAUACGACUCCGCAUUCGAGGUAUUUGGAUGAAUCGUACCGAAAUGUGACCUGCAGUUAAGGCGAAUAAUUAUAUGCCGUUUGGGAGGUGCGUGUUUAUUCCAUCGAAAAUGCCGCUUGGGCAAAAUGGCCAACAAAUUUAAGUGGGUUUAUAUCAAGUACAUAGAUUAAACUUUAAAAAAAUAUAGCAACAAUUUAAAUUGUAAUACAAUAGUAAUGUACAUUAUCGACUAAAAAAAUAAAAUCACGUACGAUAUAAUAUGAUGUAGAUUGUAGAUAUACAACUGGUACUGUAACUGUAUGUUUAUAUUGUACCAUUGUUUUCAAUAAUAAUGACGAAUACGAAUAUGAUAAACUACGACGCAGUGCGCAUCAAAGUCACCGAGUUUUUUACGUCGCACAGAAAACGAUAGUUUCUCUCGCCCAAACGGUAUAAAUUUUAGUCGUCCACACGUACUAUUAAUUUUUAUGGUCAAAAUGAUCACACUCACCGCCCUCGAAAAGGGUUCGUGGUGUAGUCGCCCUAGAUAUUUUGGUUACCGUCACACGUAUUGUUGAUAAACUCAAUUUCCCAAAAAUGUCAAUGCGGUCAUCAAUUGAUAAUAAUAUUGUUCUCCGGCGAUAUUCCAAACAGUAUUACGAACAUUCGCAGCAAUUUUAUCACUCGUAGUGUCGUAUCUUCUGGUAGGCAUAUAAUACCUAUUAUUAUUGUCGUUUACUAUACGCGUUUACACACGCGUUCAACGAGAAAUGAAAUAAUAUAGGUAUCCGAAGAGAACAUUUAUUAACGGAUUUGCUAGCGUGGAGUUGUUUAGAUUUUGCUUUUUACAAUUCAUGCAAGAUGUAAUUAUUAUACGCCUAUUCCAUAUAGGGCUGAUAAAUGUUUCUUGAUAGGGCGCGCGCGGUCACUCGUGAUUCAAACGCACAAAGAGUGCGGCUUUGCACUACCUACUUUCGGGCCGUUGACUCGGUUUCUGAAACCAAAAAAUGUUCACCAUAGAAAAAAAAGAAAUUGCACUGCGCGCGUAACGCCGUCGUGGGUUUCGUCCAUUGGAUUCCGAAACGCAAACAAAGUUAUUAGGCGUUGUUCUAUAAUCUAACCUUUCUCAAACUGCGGAACGGCCUCGCCACCGGAUUCACCCGCGGGGUAAGAGAACCUGCCGGGCCGCCACCGGCGGACAAACGCGUGCGAGAACCCGGUGCUCGUUCGGAACACGUAAAAACGCACGGCGGCGUACGCUUAACGUUCGGACAAUAAUACUGUUGUAACGAUACGUCCGAAGGGGGGAAGAAAAAUAAAAAAAAUAAAAAAUCCCGCGCGCGCGUAUGCCCAAUUAGGAAGUUGGCCGCCGACCAGUCGGACGGGUCCCGAGUGCGGCGUGCACUCGCGCCAGACGUGUGCGAGAGUCUUGCGGCUGCGGUGCAGUGGGUACGCGCGCGCGGGUCGAGCAUUAAUAUUACUGUUGGAUUUUACGGCGAGUCGCGCAGUCGAACGCGAAAACCAUACGACAUUGAUAAUAUUCGGUUCCCGGAACCGGCGAACGGACAGACGCGUGUUCGCACAUCCUUACCAAUAAUAAUGAUAAUGAUAAUAAUAACGGCGUAGUAUACCGGCACGGGCCAGUCAAUGGGAAAAGUUUUUUUUUUUUUUUUUGUAAAUUGUUUUUUAUCAGGGUUCGACUUUCACAUUGCGCUCGCGUAUUGCGCCCGCCUAAUGGUAUGCGUGUGCGACGGCGCAAUAAAAUUGUCGUCGUUUAAGGUGUGCUUACCCGCGAGUGCCAGUAUUAAAAAAACCGGAGAAACAUAAAUAGCUGGUAUUAUUAUUUACCACAAACGGUCAAUUUAGAAAAUAAGCGAGUACGUUCGUAAUGAGAAAGAAAGAAAGAAAGAAAAAAAAAACAAUAUAUCGACGGAUUGCGAAAAUAGACCUGUAUAUACCUAUAUACCUGUAUACCCGAACGUAUUAUUUUCAUUUUGCGCCUCGCCUCUACUGGAAUAAACGAAACGAAAAUGAAACGCCGUGCACAGUUCGACGCGUAUUGUGCCGGAAUGAUAGUCGGGCCAGCCUGUCAUUGCGUACACUCCAAAUUCAAAACGGUUUCUGCGUCGUUAUUAGGGCCCGGUUUACAAUGCGAAAUGCAUUUUGGUUUAUCUAAGACCGAAACACGCUUUCCGUGUACACGAUUCGGUUCGUACAGCAUACUUCAAAAGUGAAACUUUUUAUUGUACUUGCCGCUGUUUUUUUUACAUAUUUGGAUCAUUUUUCAGCAUUUUUCGGCAAUUUAUAGAGUUUGUUACAUAUUUUUAAAUGCGUAUUCAAUAUUCAUACAUUUUACGAAUUUAUUAAGUACCUACCCAAUUCAAAAUAUUAUCGCAAGCUAUUUUAUUUCCGUGAAUUUUGUUUUGGUUUACGUUUUUCUUUAUAAACACAGAUUGUCAAUCGUUAUAUUUAUGAUUUCGAUAGUGUCUUUAUCUUAUCUGUAUGACUGCAUUAAUGGCUGAGGCGCAUCACCCGGAUCAAACUAAUGACAACUACACGAGUGAAACUUUUAUUUCACAUUUUCACAAAGUCGGAUGAUUCACUCGAUUUUAAUACCCGACCUGAUUAACCACGUGUUGCAUUAAUUUUUUUUUAGUAGGCACUGCAACAAUUAUUACCGUAGUUAAAAGUUAAUGUUUUCCAUAACAAUAUUAUUUUCAUAAUGUAAAUUUAAAUUAAGAAAAUAAAUAUUUUUAGAUAUUAUUCCUUUUUGAUAUAAUAUAUUGUGAACUAUGAACGCAGACUUCGGAACUAUUACCGUAAAGAGAGCUGGUCAGCAAUUUCCAACGUAUUUAAUUUAAUGUACGAAAAUACUUCAUAGUUAAAGCAAUGUACACAUACCUACUCGCUUAACCUUCGCACAUUCGUUAAUAUUUUAUCGGUUUUUUUUAUCGUUUAUAGUGCAAUGACAGAAAUCAAGUAUUAUCACGAGACUGAUAUUUAAAAUUUAGGCAGUACUCGUGCCCGUCUCUGUUAGAAAAAAAAAAAAAAACGCGAAAUUUCAAAACGAUUACUACGCGAUAAUAAUGAGCUGGUAUAGGUAAUAAACUGUACUUGCGUUUUUUUUUUUUUUUUUUCGUUUAUUUUAUUAUUAAGACACUUAUUAUGAUAACCGGUGACCAAGGUUUACCAUCCGUAAGUAUGUCAGUGGGCGGAGCCUACUAUAGUUUUUUGGCCGAUGACAAAAAGAAAAACGAUGAUUUAACUUUGUUUAACGCAGUAACGCGCGUGUAAAUACGCCGCCUCGUCUCGUAGUACAAGCAGUGCUGCUCGCCUAUAACACUAUAAUAAGUGCGCCGUUUGACUUCACGGUUAAAUAACGGCCGGCGUACUCAAGUUCGCAACCGUUCUUGUUGGGAAACGGACAAAUAACUUGUUUGGUAUACCGCGGACGUCGCGAACGUUACGGUAUGCGCGCGGCCAUUACCGUCCGUGUAGCGCGAGAAAUAUUAAAACCGAAAAGAAUAAACCCACCGCCGUACGGCGAAUCAUAUCGAAAUUAACGCCGCGCGGGUAGCGGCCACGCGUCGUACCCGCUUGAACCGUGAGUUACGAGCGAGCAAAUCGUAUUGUUAUUAUUUCCGAAUUGGACGGUUCGCGCUGUACGUUUUUUGUUGGUUUUUUUUUCUCUCUUCGACGUUCCGCUCUUAUUUCGGACGUUAUCGAUUCCGAGCGAGACGGCGAGUGCGCCGGUUUUACUGCGACGGCGUGAUUUGUCGUAAACGUCCGUGUGCAAACUUUUCUACCGAAACCCGACCGACAGCUUUCCUGUGUAGCGUUCCGGCCCUACAGCCGGCCCGCGCACCGGGGCUGGACGCGUUUCGAACAUUAUCGUUUACGGUUCCGUCGAUCGCGGGUAAAACCCGUGGAAACGGCUCGGUUGGUUUCGAUUUCAAACGGUCAGGUUGUGACCGAACUGUGUUUACCACAAAGGUUUACGGCGUUACAAUUAUUUAAUAACAACAACGCGCGCGCCUCUUAUAAUCAAUAACGUUUCCCAUCGAAAGCGCCGAUAUCACCGUGUGGUUAUGUAAUUUUUUUAACGUCUACAGUAUUUAAUUAACGAAUAUCCCGUUCCCGUAUUCGUAUUAUUAUUUUUUAACAGUGAAUUAUGACACGUCCAUACCGUAGUAUAAUAUAUUGUUUUAAUUUUAUAAAUACGUUUUUCGACUUUUUUUUUCCAUUAUUAUACAUAUUUCAAUCACGUUUUUACAUCUAAACACUAACUGUAUAAUUAUACAUCGUAUUAUCAUAAUAUGCUAUAGUUAUUUUUUCAAUUACAUAAAAAAAAUUAAUAUAUACUAGUUUUAUGUUAUAAAAAAAUAGUAGACACGAUGAGUUAUGUACUUGAAUUGUAAAAUAUUUUAAUGAACACUAUUAUUCGUUAUACAGGGUGAUCCAUUUAUCAUGAACCAGCGAUUUUCUCGGUGGGUUUUAAGUAAAUUUGAUUUUUUUUCGGUUUUACCACGAUGUUUAUUUUUUUUUUAUGUGAAUACUUUUUCUACCAGAGAGUAUACUCCGAUUAUCAAGUAUAGCACCUUUUCCGAAAGGAAAUGUUCUCUGGGUGAUACUAGAGAGGUCAUUUGAAAUUCUCAUUAAUAUUCGAGAUGAUGAGGAAAACAUCGGUCUUUAGAAAACCCCCGCCUUUUUUAAACAUAGAUUCCUACUGGAAAAUCAAAGACCGAAAAUCAAAUUCGCUUAAAACCAUCCAAGCAGAUCACUGGUAAAUUAUUCGUAAUAAACACAGUUAUCGUCCAUACAAACAAUAACUUAUUAAAAAAAAAUUGCAUAUUUUCCACGUUUAAAAAGCACUAUUAUCGUCAAUAAUAAUUUAUAGUUUGUAUUUUAUAGUUUUCAUUUAUAUUAUUGAAAUUUUAAUGAAAUGUAGAAAUAAUAUCACAUAAUAUCGUUUAAAACAUACUAAUGCUGGUGAAAUAAUCACGGCAGUUUACAUGCGUCCAGUAUUAUAAACACGUGCAGUCUAACAUAUUAACAUUAUUCGUACUUAUUUAUUAUGUACAGCCGUCUUUGAUAGCUUAAAAUAGUUUUAAAAAAAUAUUUGGACACGAGUGGUAUAAUACUAUGUAUACUUUGGUCAAAGACAAAAAAAAACAUUCGUGUCGCCUCCGUCUGUAUAUAAUAAAACUGUGGACUUGAACUCGUACGCUGCAGUGGAAUACUGUUCCAGACAAAGUUAAGUUGUUAUUAAUAAAAACUCUGGAGAUUAAAAAAUAAAAAAUAUCAUUAAUAAAGUCAAUAAAAACUACACGUGGUGCGUUCGGCAAUCUGCAGCUGGAUGAACAACAAACAAUAUAACAUAAAAUAUCGUGUAAAAUGAGAUAAAAAGAACAGAAACACACAUUUUCUGACUACCGGAAAUGCGAUUAUAGUGAGGGAAAUUAUAUAAAAACAAAGAGCUGAUACUGCCGCGAUGCGGGAAGUUGGGAAGGUUGGAUUCACAGAAAGCGAUUGUUUAUAUCAGUGUACACGACGAUAAAUCGUCGAUAACGAAAAACUAUACUCGGUGAAAUUCGGUUAAACUUGUUUUGUGAUAUGUUCAUUUGUACGAUUUUCGUUAAACUUUCAACUAAAACGCCUGUAAAAAAUCGUUUGAUGACUACGGAUUUUCGGUAUUUUUAUAGUGACAUAAUAACAACUUGUGAUGAACCUAACAGUUUUGAGUUUCCGGAAAACUGUUAUUUACAUAAAACCGAAUAAAAACUAAAUAAAACAACGCACCAACCGAUUCGCCGUCGGAAACUACUCGUAAAGUCGACGAGCAGAAGGAAGACUUGCGGUAAAAAAAAAAAAAGUCGUUCUUAUUAAAAAAAAUUGUAAAAAUAGGAAACCCGAACGCAGUCCCAGCUCAGAAUCGAAAGAAUAAAGCGCAUAGAAGACAUUCGCGUGUUUGCCGUCUCCGUCUAUUGGACACGCGCUGCGCGGCAGAUUCGCGUUCAGCAGAACCGAUUUCCGGGCUAAUAGUUUUACUGUUGUACCGAAUCGGACCGUUAUCGAAACUUAAGGCGAUGGCCGUUGUAAUAUUGCGACGUGCCGGUACGUCGGUCCCAGCGAGCUUUUCGUUUGCGUAAAACGCUAAUAAAUCUCGCUCGAAAACGAAAACGACCGAAAAAAAACCGCCGCGCCGGCGCUCGCGGAUGACGCCGAUAACGUUCCCUUCGGGUUCGGCAACGGCCGGUCGAUCGGCCCCCGCGACAUCGAAAAACGAAAUGCGCGACGACGGAGACGAAAAAUCGUUUGUUCGCGUGGGCCGCUCGCUUUUGACGCGCGAAACGCGCCGCGGUGCCCGUUGAUAUUUGCGCAACGCGUUCUCGUAGCGAUUCGUAACGCUCAGUGCCGCGCCGUUGUAAUUCCCCGGGCGUGGGGGGGGGCGUUUGGCGGACGGGGAACGCUCGUAGGAUUGCUUCCCGGACAUGAGAAUACGUACGAAAAAAAAAAACCCCGCGAACAAUAACGCGGUUAACGAGACGGUGCGCCGCCGCCGAAACCGCGCGCGGCGUCCGCGAUAAAGCGCGUCUAAUUACGUAUUAAACGGCCGGGUAGGACGGCGCGAAAUACGUUUGUUUUUUUUUUUUUUUUUCUUCAUCAAAGUCAUCGCGUAAUAACAAACGAUAACGACACGACGAACGGCGAUGACCGGUGCCCGCGGUAGGAGGCCGUGCGCGAGAUACGGUGGGCCCGCGGCGUGCGCUACAGGUCGUGGUGCGCGCCACGACGGGCACGCGGGCGCAAUGACGGCCGGGUUAACGGCCGCGGGGGCCCCGUCCGACCGCCCGUCGGCAGUUUUUUCCGCCGGCCCCCGGGUGAGCCCGAGCCUCCCCGCCGUCCGCCGCGGCCCCGAAACGCGCGCCGUUGAAUUGCUGCUGUCGCGGUGGGUUAUCGCGCUUACGCGUCGGAAUCGCCGUACAGUCCGAUAUUGUUUUGAUACGAAUACGGUGCUCCGUGCUCGUAUAUUUUUUUUUUUUUUUUUUUUUUUUUUUUUUUUUUAUUAUUUUUACAACGCGUCGGUGAAAUUCGAAUCAUCCGAACGACUCGGACGCGAGGUUUUGCGCAACCGAACGUUCGUCCCGGUAUAUACCUAUGUAUGUAUUAUUGUUGGUUUGUUUGUUUGUUUGUUUGUAGUUUUUUUUUUUUGUUUUUUUUUUUUUUUUUUUUUUUUUUAUCAAUUCCGAUAUUUACGUUGGAAAAUACGAUUUCGGACGCGCGCCCCGUAGCCCGCCGUCAUUCCGCAUUGCAAUAAACGUGCAACGGACAUAACACGUCGCGCGCGCGACCUAUUUGUCUGGUGCCGGCGGCGGCGGUUUUUUUAUUUAUUGUGUUUGACCAGAUGCGAAUCCACCGGAUUUCGACGGAAAUCGGUUUUGUCGCACCUCCCGCCGCACGCCGGUUUCACUUUUCCCUGUGCCCGCCGGGCCGUGCGGCCUGUGUGUUUAGCUGCACGUGAUGCCCGGAGUUUCGCGCGGGCCAUUUGCACACAAUCGUUUUUACACAUUUUUUUUUUCCGACUCGAACGCGUAUAGAUAAUAGAUGUACUCGCCUUGGAAAUAAGUGCCAACCAUCGUUAUUAUUAUUAUUAUUAUUAUUUUUUUUUUUUGUAAAGGAAACAACAGCAUCGUGUAGUAUAAUAAUAUACUGUGUUUUCUGCAUCGGGCCUCGAGGGAAUAAAAAUGCGCGUUACAUUAACUGUAUUAUUAUACAGGCAUUAGGUAACGACUCGUUAUUAUUCGCUCUCAAUGUUAUCAACAUUUAAACAUUAAACAGUUUUGUCGGAGUAAUUUGAUCCCGUAGCCAAUCGUGUGUGUGUGUGUGUGUGUGUGUGUGUGCGUAUGCUUAAAUUAAUAUUGUUAUUAAACUUUUCGGUUUUUUUUUAAUUUUUUUUUUUUUUCAACGUGCUCUCUGGAAACGCUAUCUAAGUGUGUAACGUUAUUAUAAUGACAACGGUUGAUUUCUUCACACCGUGUUAUAUUACACAGUCAUUAAAAACUCUGCUACCGGGCUCAUUAUCGGGUAUAGGGUCCGACGUCUAUAGAAAAUGGCGUAUGUAGGAUUUCGCCGGAGAGGGAGACGUUUAAUUUGGGAAUUGCGAAAAGAAAACCUAAAUCUUGUAUUUAUAUACAUAUAGAUGUUUGUAAGUAUGGUUUAUAAUAAUUUGAAAGGCCUUAAAAUUAUCAUUGAAACCAAACAGCUAUAGGCGUUAUUAUUAAUUUUUGUUUGCACGGCGUUUUUUUUUUUUUUUUAUAGUGGUUCGGGUAGGUUUUCAUUUUGAACGAGAAGACGUCCCGAGACGUUUUAAAAGUAAAACGGAUAAUCGCAUAAACAUGAACGAUAGAUACCGGGGAAAAGGUCAAGGGAGGAGAUUAGGGAGAUGUACCCUGUCUGUCUCUGUUAUGUAUCAUAUUAAAACGGAUGUGGGUACGUUUGAGAUUGAUACUGACGGACUCCGUAACUACCGGGCCGAUGCGUGCGUGGGUGGUUUCCCCCCCCCCUUUGAAUGAUCCACGUUGUCAGGGGCCGGUUUCAGCUAUGGAAAUCGUCGAUCCGACCGGUAGAAAAAAAGUUAAGAGCCUUAAUACAGCCAGGCCGGCUAUAAAAUAUGAUAGCAGACAGUUGCGUAUUCAAUUGUUAUUGUUCACUUGAUUGGAUAUUUUCAUAUUUCCCUGCAGUUCGUUAGAGAACAAUAUUUUAUAUGUUAAGUAUAUCGUGACACGAAUGUCUGUACAACUAAUUUGUGGCGCUUUGCGUGUGUUCUACAAGAAUCAGAAAUGGCCUUAUUGAUCAUUGUUUUAAUAAACGAAACAAUUAACGUUCAAUAACAAUGAUUUUUUUUUCCUUUCAUAUUUUGUUGUUGUUCAUGUUCGUUUCACUAUUUUUUCGAAUGUAACUAAUUUCUUUUUUAAGCAAAUAGUAUAAUUACUGUAAUACAACAAUUUAAAUCGCUUAAGGUUCUUAAAGGUAUUCUUUUUUUCUUUUUUUUUUUUUUAAAUUUCAAACUGCAUUGCGAAAUUUCGUGAACUCGCGUUUUUUUUUUUAUUUACGGUUUUUAUAUAGGUAAAAAAAAAAAAUGAAAAUGAUUUAAAAUUAAAUGUCAACUACUUUUACAGUGAGUACGUUACAAAUUACAUAAUAUACCCGCUGACAUUUAAUUGAUUUCAUUCGUCCGAUUAGCUGUAUUAUGCGGUAUAUUUGUCACCGUGUAAGUAAUUGACGUAUUAAUUUGGUUUUUUUUUUUUUAUUAUUAUUGUUAUUUUUCCUACGGGCACUGCGUGGAAAAUAAAAUCGAAAAAUAAAAACGCGAACGUUUCACGUCGUCAUACCGUAUUAAUACAAUCGAAACGUUGCACCGCGGAAAAACGAUGUAAUUAUUAUAAAUAGGUUUGUUAAAAAAAAAAAAAAAAUGUAAUACUCGAUUAAAUCGAACGCGUUAAAAUAAUGUCUGUUUUCAUACGAAUAACGGGCGAUUGACGUGUGGAAAUGAAACGUCGGAUGUGCGUUAUCUGUGUUUUCCGUCCGUCCGCGCGUUCCGUGUUUGAAUAUCACAGUCGGAAGGGCCGACGGUUACCGCGUUUAAUCUCUCCGUUAUUAUUUGUAGUGCGCGCGUUCGAAAUCGAAUGCCGCGUCAUCGCCGUUAAAAAUGUUAAUUAUCAUUAACAUUGUGGCGACGAUUAAUAUCGCGUCGCAUUAGUGGAAUCGCUAUCGGGUAUAAUUUUUUAAUUUUUUUUUUUUCCGGAUUUAACUCGGUUGCGGGCGGGGGAGGAGUGAGGCCGUUACAGCGGUAGACCGACGGCGGUGCGUCGUUCUGCGGUUCGCCGUUCGCCGUUCGUCGCGCGCGAUCAAUUCCGUCCCCGGCGUGUUCCGCGGAAAACGUCGGGAAACGAAAACGCGCCGUUUACAGCCCCGUACGAGGCCCCCGAGUACGUACGGCGGACGAAAACACCGCCGCGGCCGACCCGACGAGCCGCGGUCGAUGUCGCGAUAAAGCGCGCGGCGCCUACUCGUAUUUCCGCGUUAUCGGUAGGCAACUGAUCUACUGAUGAAGUAGAAAAAAAAAAGAAAAAAAAACACAAUUAUUAUGUGCGUGUGUACGGUUUUUUGUUUUUUUUUUUGUUAUAUCCGACCACGCAAAACCCCGCAAACGGGACGUUAAAAUUGCCGUACGGGCGCUUGUUCGGUACGCGUCGCGUUUACGGUUCCGACGGCGUAAAACGGAUCCGUUUCCGUUCGGUGAACGCCGACGAGAAACAUUCCGAUUUUGAGAACACCGUCGUGCGGACAGUUUAUCGUGUUUAUCCGUGUUCGUCUCUUGUCCGCUCGAAAUACGCGAAAUAUAUACGCGCGCGUACGUACGGUGUAGCCGCCCCGGCGUUAGGUGGCGAUACUCGCGAACGCGGUAGGUGGCGGGCGUGUAGGAAAAAUAGGCGUAUGCGCGCGUAGCAUUCCGGACCGCGGCGCGCCGUCGACAGAAAAUUCCUUUCGGUCUUAUCGUCGCGUUCGUUAUUCGUGUUAAUCGCUUUGCCGCCGUUGCCCGGUUUAAUGGAAUCGCGGCACCCGAUCGUUAACGUGCACUCUGCGCCGUUGUUGUCUGCGGCAUUACGUCCGUGCUACAACGACGACGGCGACGACAACAACAACAACAACAACAACAACAACAACAAUAACAUCACCGACGGUAUCGACGCGUCUGCAACGGGAACGUUUACCUGCAGUGUGGCGCGCGUUAUUUCGCGGCGCGUCACGCGAACAGCACGAAACCGUAACCGCCGUCGAAACGUUGCCGCGGCGCGUCGGAAAACGCGGGAAACGUUAAUUGUCCGGCGGCGAUCCGUCGGUCGGCGGCGUUCGACGGCGUAAAAAUAUUCGGUUACGGAAACUCAACUGUCGUUCGAACAGUAUUUUAGUUAUCGAGAAACCCCGCCUCCUCCUCCACCCAUCCGAUUUCCGAAUCAGAACUUUUCGUCGAACAUCCCGUCGAACGUUAAAAAAAAAAAAAAAAAAUGUCCGAAUGUUCGAAAACACGACGAAACAUCCAAACAAUCUCUAUUUUUUAUUAUUUUUUUUAUUUUUUUCCUCGUCCACUAUCGACGGUGUAAUCAUCUCGGAAGUGACCGUCGCUAAUAUUUAAUUGAUUACUAAUUUUAUCUGCCGUUUUGUCGGUUACGAGGACUGGCGUACAAAUCGAACGUCGGCAUUGCCGAUUAUCGUUUCGCCUCUGAAACCGUGUCUUAAAUGUUGCGUUUUUCGUGUGUUACAGAAAGAAAUGCAGUGAUGAUCCAACAACGAGUCAUGCAAGCGCUCGUGAUCCUGGGCGCCUUGUUCGUCGCAAGUGCGUCCGCCGCCGCCAUCGUACCGUGUCCGCGCCCGUGCAAAUGUUUCACCACCGAGAAUGGAAUACAAGCAGCCAACUGUACGGACUUGCCGGAUCAAAUGACGACCGCGUGGCCGCAAAAAAUUCUCCGGAUACGCUUCGACGGGCACCGCGCAUCGCCGAUUAUGUUGAAAAACAAAGGGUUCAACCAUUUCCCCCAGCUCACGUUCCUGGACGUCGCCGGGGGCACGGUGCAGUACGUGGGAAAUUCGGCGUUCGACGGGCUGCCGGACCUACUCGAGCUCAAUCUCGUCGGGACCGGUAUCAGAAAACUACACCGCGACACGUUCGCGACCAACCGGAAACUGGCUUUCCUGUCGUUGAAGAACAACCCUAGGCUCGCCGUGGCCCCGUCGUUCCUCGCGUCCGAAUCCAUAACCGAGCUCGACCUGUCCGAGUGCGCUCUGGGCGCGUUGAAAAGCGUGUACUUCAAAAGUCUGCCGAAUCUGAAAUACUUGUUCGCCAUGAAAAACGAACUGAAAAGUCUCGGCUCGCAGUUCGGACCGCCCGGUCUUAAAUACGUGAACCUCGCUUACAAUCACAUCGAAAACAUAUACGACGACUUGGACGCGUAUAAGCGUUUGAGAACGAUCGAUCUCACCGGAAAUCCGGUGAACUGUACCUGCGAGCUGUCGGAAACCGAUAAGAAACUGUCGGGCAAAGGAGUGGCGUUUGGAAACACAAUAGUUUGUAAAAACACGGGGAAACCGUUAGGCGACCUGGCAGAAGUGUGUACGGACCAAGAGAUGAUGGGAGACGACCCCGUGGACAUGUAUAAGGCGGACAACUUGUUGAAAAUCGAUAAAAACGCCAUUCAAUCUAUGGACGAGAUCGACGAUUCUGGAUCGGGUUCCGGUAGCGGGGACGGCGAGUUGUUCCCGGGGAUUUACGCGGCGCACACUACAGAACAGGCGCGGAACACCACGCAAAUCACCGGAGAAGCGAAUAGCAGCACGGCGCAGUUCGAAGACGGAGUGGAAGAGGAAAUAACUAAAGCCAACGUGAACGUUGCAUUCGCUCGGCCCAAACCCGCCGAAUCGGAAACGACAGAACCGACGGUCGACAACGCGCUGUCCGGCGAAAACGUCACGUCCGCGUCGGGCGGAGCGAUCGGCAGCGCCGCGCCUACGAUCGCCGGUGAUCCGGAGGACAAAGCGACCACCACGCGGUCCGGCGCGGACGGCGGGAUCGUGCCGCUGACGAUACAGGCGCCGGAGGACGAGGUCCAGACCAAGGUGGCCGAAUAUCUAAAGUCCAACGUCGGUAUUACGGGGACGGCCGUGCUGGUCAUACUGGCCGUGGUGAUAGUGGCCAUAGUGUACAAGGCCGUGUGUUUGGGCCGGUCGAGACGCCGCGGCUCGGUGGCCAGCGACAAGGUCGUCGAACUCAAAGAGAUCAAGUACACGGCGGCCAACACGGAGGACACGCGCGACAUGCCGUCGCCGCCGGCCAGUCCCGCCGAGGAGAAUUUGCUGGGAGACCGCGACAGCAACGACGACGGCAGCGACGACGACGACGACGACGACAGCGGCGCCGGCGGCGACGUCCGCGGACCCGGAGCCGGUGCCGGCGGCGGCGGCGGCGGUCUGCCGCGCAACGGUUUGUCGAACGGCACCGUCGGGGACCCGGCGAGACCGGACAACAAUCGUAACGUCGCGCAGCAGCCGCCGACGACGCCGAAGGCCGAGGCGCCGACCAGAGUGAUAGUCAGAUUGGGCGAAACCCCCAAAGCUUCCAAACCGAUAACUAUUAAUAACGUUCACUAAGCACAACAACACGCUCCGCGGCAGAAACGCGAAGUAGCUCCUAUAUUAUAUUUAUUAUAUCAUACAUACGUAUUAAGUGUAACAUUGAAAAGUAAAAAAAAAAAAAAAUAAUAAAUAAAUAAAUAAAUAAAUAAAUAAAUUGCCACGCGCGGCCCGGCGAGAAAAUUACAUAUCCGCAACGUCCGUAGCGCGUCUACCGUUUUUUAAUGCGAUAACAACAAUACAUUUUGAUACGCGCCCCCAAUGUAAACAUUUUGUCCGUUCUCCGGACGAAAACGAUUUCGUUGUUUCGGGUGUGUGGCCGCCCCGUAUAAUAGCAAAUACCGUGUGCGGAUUAUCGCGCGGAUCGCGUUUCUGGCGUGUGACGAGACCGGGCGUUCGAACCGGACUGCGGCGUUAAUACGACUACCGGGGCGGGGGGAGGGGGGGGGGUGGCGGCGACCGGGAAAGCCGUCUGUUCCGGCCGAUAUAUUAUUGUCAAUACCUAUGUCGCGCCUGUUGCCGUGCGCCACCGACUCCUCGAUUUCUACUCGUUAACGCGUUCUUGCGGUCAAUUAUUUUGUUUUAUACGUUUUACAACAGCCCGCCCCCCUAUCGUCCUCGCCACUCGCGUUCAUCUCGCGCACAGCAAAUAGUUAAACUGAGUUCGCGUAUCGAAUAUUGUAACCAAAACGCCAUAUUAUUAUUAUUAUUAUUAUUAUUAUUAUUAUACAGAAUUUUACAUCCGUUUAUUUUUAUAUAGUACAGCAGAAACAAAUAUUUUGUAUAUGUAAAUUUCUCGCUUAAAUAUUUAAUAUCACUAUAUUUAUAUUGUUUUUUUUUUCAUUUUUUUUUUUUUUUUUUUUUUUUUAAUGUAGGUAUACGAAGUACGUUGAUAGUACGUUGAUUUGUUUUUGUGUAAAUAAAUUAUUAUAUAUUAUAUUA